Cuscuta campestris is the source of this 1258-nucleotide messenger RNA. NCBI's taxonomy places the organism in Eukaryota, Viridiplantae, Streptophyta, Magnoliopsida, Solanales, Convolvulaceae. The record is from the annotation of a GenBank genome assembly.
UUUUUUUUAAAACUAGUAGAUACACGGAAGCAUUUAGAAGCCCAAACAAAAAACACUGGUAACUCGUAUUGCAGAAGGACAAAGAGGCGGAACCCAAUUGAGCAAACGGGAACUGGAAGGCGCACGCCAAGACCGAUCGAAGGUCGAAGACGAGUCGCCUCAUCUUCGCUGCCGCCGUCAACCCGCAUCACCGCGACGCCGUCCAGGUCACUCCAGAAUUAUUCACUCUUCACUUCUUCAGACAUUUUCCACAAAGACGCAGAAAUGGUGAUUCCUCCUCCAAUUAGACCGGAACGAGUUUCAAAGUUCCUGAAACCGUAUGUACUGAGGAUGCACUUCACCAACAAAUACGUGAAUGCGCAAGUGGUUCACACCCCCACCGCAACAGUUGCAGCAUCUGCAAGCACACAGGAGAAGAGUCUGAGGCUGGCAAUGACAGCGGCAAAAGAGAACACCAGAGACGUUUCUGCUGCUUCAAAAAUAGGGAAGCUGCUCGGCGAGCGUUUGCGCAUCAAAGGCAUUCCUGCAGUUUCUGUUUUCUACAAGAGGGACCAGAGGUAUCAUGGAAAAGUCAAAGCUGUGAUUGACUCCAUCAAGGAUGAAGGAAUCAAAUUGCUUUGAGUAAGUCAUCCCUAGUUUAGCCUCAUGUUGUGUGUCCUUUGAAGACUCUCUUAAAAUAAGACAAAGGGUUAUUUAAGUCAAAAAGCACAUUGUAGAAAUGUAAUUUUUGUUCAGUGUGUUCCGCGGCUUUCAAAAUGUAUUUUUCCCUUUUACUUGACAGGAAGCGUUUGGACCUCGGAAAUUGGUAGGGAAACAAAACAGAGGAAAAUAUAUGGGAAAUUUGGAAGGAAAACUAUUUUUGAUAUAUGCUCAAGCACGUUUCAUUAUCUAUUCGUAUCAUACAAAAACUGAGAAAGAUGAACAUUUUUUAAGUACUCAAAACAUUAAAUCAUACUCUGAUGAGUACUCAAUAAAUGUAAAGCUUAGAAUUGUAUGUAUCUGCUUUUAUGAUUGGUUCUUCCUCUUUGUCAAAUAUAUAUACUUUGUUGGGCGGUGCUCCUUGGACCACACGGCAAGAAGGAGAGCAAAUCCCAUUCUAAGUGGGAUUGCUCUUGAUUUGUUUCCUUGUUCAUAUUUAGUGAUUUGUUUCCUUGUAGGAAUAGAAUUCCUUUUGUGUUUUGGUCUUUAUCCUCUCCUAUAAAUAAAGGAGAAACUCCUUGUACUUAGCAGAACAAUUCAAUAUACAGAAUAUUUUCCC